AAGAUGGCAACCGACUGGCAGGGCCUGGCGGUGCAGCAAGCUGAACUAAUUUCGAGCCGUGUACGUGAAGUCCUGUCCUUGGGAGUGAAGUUCCUGAAAACCGAGCUUGGCGUAGAACUAGACGUAAAGCCAGAGCUUUGCCCGUCAUGGAUCAUUCUCUCGACUCUAUUCAUCGGUCUGUUUGUGGUGGCCACACUUACGUGGGUAGCGGCCUGCAGCGUUGGAAGAAAGAGAAGACCUAUCGUGAGUGAGAGUAACGUUAGUGAUGUUGUAAAGGCCUCGGUGACAAAGAUAAUCAAAACCGAGGAACCCAAGAAGAAGAACAAGAAGAAAUCCACCGACAAGAAACCUCAGCCAAACGGUCGGACUGCAUCAGAACCACCCGAUGAGGUCAAAGUCGCUGAACACACCCCCAAGGCGCAAAUUGAGAGUAAACUUGACAAGGUGAAGAAAAACAAAAAGAAAGCUAAACUUGAGGUUAAACCAGCCCAGGCCCCUCUGCCAUCAUCGGAAGGCAAAGAGCCAGAUGAAGGCAACUGGGAGACAAAGGUCAGUAACAAGGAAAGGCGACAGCAGCGCAAGAAAGAGAAAGGCCCAAACGAUGAGAGUCCUGGAGGAAGGGAUAGGAGUUCUCACCAGGGGGAGCCAGCUACAUCUGCAGCAACAAUCUCCCUGGGAUCCAGGAAGAACAGAGAUUCAGCACAUGCUAAGGCUGGUAAGGCUGACUCUGCUGUGGGCCAAGCUGCUGGCACCUGGACUGAGGCGCCGUCGGUGAACGGCAGAGGAUGGACAGACCCCACUUUGAAACUGGGAUCACCAGUGAGCCCUUCAGACAGUGAGAAGUGGUCACCCAUGAUGAAGCCAUCUGGCCACAGGAACCCUGAGCCGCUGGGUUGGACCCAGGAGACGGACGGAGGGUCUUGGAGCGGCAUGGAUGGGCGGUUGAAGGGUGAUCUCAGCCCUGUGAACUAUGUGUUGGGCCUGAACUCUGGUGGCGAGCCCAUGUCCCAGCCAACAGCAGACCUCCAGUGGGACCGUUUAGCCAGUGUCGACGAGUGGUCCGGCUUCAAUGGUUUGGCUGCAGUGGAUCCCACCUCUGAUUGGAACGCCCCGACAGAGUUGUGGGGAAAUUAUGAGGAACCGGCAGUGGACAUUGCGGCCCCAACAGCAGCAGCGGUCAACCAGCAGUCGAUAGACUCAGAUGAUGACAAAGAGAAGGGUGAUGGAGGAAUUGCAAAAUCCAAGAAGAAGAAGAAAAAGAAGAAGAAACAAGAGGAGGGUGAUACUGCAGAGAUGGAGAGUGGGUCAUCCAAGCCACAUUCAUACACAGCUAUGGGAGAGGCAGGAUCUGGCAAACAGAGCACUGCUCCUCCAGCAGUUCAGAAAAAAACGGAACAGAACACAGAACCUCCGAGGCAGAAGAAGAAGGCCAGAAGGGAGACAUGAUUGCAGGGCUGGACAUUAUGCAAAUGGGUGUCCUCAUGCAAUAAUCACACAGUGCAGAUUUUUUAUGCCAGAAAACACUGACUGUGCUCUUCAGAAAUCCAAAAAAAAGCACACUAAAAAAACAUGACAUGCUGAGUUGGAUCCGUACAGUAGACGAACGCUGCAGAACUUGCUGGUCCAGAGAGCUGAAUAGUUAACGACGUGCACUACAAGCCACCCUUCAGAGAGGAAAGGUUUCUAGCUAUCGUGGUCCUCUUUUUUUUUGCUGUGGGUGACAAGAAUACAAAUCAUUCUUUUUUUUAUCUCUAUGAUUAGUACUUCUGAAAGCUGUGUCUUAUAGCUAAUGUGAAACUUUCCUGGAAACACGAAAGACAUUUUAAAAAGAACAUGUUUACUUUGAAUGUUUCUUCUCUCACCUUUCUGUGGUAUUUUUGUACUGGUAAUUUGCACGCAUGUAGUGUUGGUACUACAGAUGUGUAGUCGUCAGUAGGGCUUCCCCUCUAGAAAGGCGCGGAGACAGCGGAAGCCAGAUGCACUGCAGGUUAAACAGUAGGGGGCAGCAGAGUCUUAUGGUCUCAUUGAGGAGUCAGAGGGACGAUCCCAGUAUGACAGAGUCCUUUAACCUGUCAUAGGGCUCCAUUUACAUACACACACACACACACACACGCACACACACACACACACACACACACACACACACACACACACACACACACACACACACACACUACAUAUGUCCUCCAUGUUUUUAAAAGUCUGACUUACUUAUAUGAGAUCUGGCCUCCAUUGUACAUAUGUGUGCAUAUUCAUAGUUUAUCAAAUGUUUGAAUUGAAUAAGGAAAUGCCAUCCUUGGUUCCGAGCUGUUCUGUGAUAUGUUAGCUUUUUACCUUUUAGAUGUGUUAUGUUUUUCUUUGUAUGGCAUCCUCCAUGUUCUGUCCAAAGGGCUCUCUCCUUUGGUCUCUGUGAUCGCACUGUGCCACUGGCUGUACUGCACCUUUGGUGUUAUUUGGCUUUAUUUUUUAUUUUUUUGUGAAAUGUGAAAGGUUUGCCUUGGAUUUGAGGUAUUGAUGUAAUAUUAGAGGAUUGCUUGAGCAACUCUGAAGUCCAUGUCUCUGACACUUCUAUCAGGUCAAUUCUGUUGCCUUAACCUAUAGUUUUAUAGUUCAAUCUUAAUUUGUUUUGUUGAUUGUUUUGUAUUUCUUGAACUGUAGAAGUCCCUAUUGCAGGCUAUGACUGCACUGCUCAGUCUUUAGUGGGAUUUAUGUCAGAACAGCACUUAUUCUUGCAUGAAUUUGAUAUACAGUAUAAAAUAUCAUUAAAUACCAUGGUCAUCAUAUCAUUUGCCUGUUUACCAUCCACUGUAAAUAUUCUUUUAUGAGUACUAAGGGUCCUCAGAGACAUCGAGCGCGGGCCAAAUUGGAUUGAUUUUUCAUGUCAGCUUUUGUGAAGUUGAGGUUUUUAAGCAGUCAUGAUUGAGAUCCUGUGAUGGUGUUCUGCCCUUGACUAGUUGUGGAUCUCAGAGGUGCAUUCAGGUCCUGUGCUAGAGGUGACAUCUGCUUGUGAGGGGUGAGGCAAGAUAUCACCUUCCUUUAUGCGUCUGUUAACCCAGGCCUGCUGGUUUUAUGGAUUCGAGAUAACUAUGUUUACUGAAGUUGCGGCAAUAUUUCUAUGUUGAUUUGUUAAAAUAAAUUUGAUCUACGAAACCA
Sardina pilchardus (European sardine) is the source of this 3153-nucleotide messenger RNA. It is a transcript of the gene mtdha, whose product is annotated as metadherin a. Gene Ontology annotation, molecular function: transcription coregulator activity. Lineage: Eukaryota; Metazoa; Chordata; Actinopteri; Clupeiformes; Clupeidae. Bases 4 to 1446 code for a protein of 480 amino acids. Gene Ontology annotation, biological process: positive regulation of angiogenesis; regulation of transcription by RNA polymerase II; positive regulation of canonical NF-kappaB signal transduction. Gene Ontology annotation, cellular component: nucleus. The record is from RefSeq and is a predicted model, not a curated record. The transcript is spliced from 12 exons.